AUGUUGCGAUUCUGUUCCGAAAAGAAGCUGGUUGACCCCAAGGUCCAGGCUUGUGAAGUCGUUAGCAAGGAUAUCGAAGACUCUUUUCGUGCCCUCGAGGACUUCGAAAUCGAGCUGGACCAUGUCGCUGAAGACUAUGUCGAGAUCAUCGACCACGCAGCUCCCAAGCGCCCUCGUGCUGUCUGGAAGGGUACCAAGGAGGUUGGCAACCAAGGAUUCAUUGUCGUCAUGAAGGACAUCGAGGUUAAUGCCGUCAUGAAGUACACCAAGGGGAAGGCUAAGCUCUGUGAGGACAUUGUCGUUGUGGAGGGAUUCAAGGACCCUCGUUUCACCGAGGCUGUUCUUGUGAAGAAACCGAAACACACUCGCGGCUCCGGAAAUAUCAAGAAGUAG
This is a messenger RNA of Fusarium fujikuroi IMI 58289, 393 nucleotides long. RefSeq lists its product as uncharacterized. NCBI's taxonomy places the organism in Eukaryota, Fungi, Ascomycota, Sordariomycetes, Hypocreales, Nectriaceae. Bases 1 to 393 code for a protein of 130 amino acids. The record is from RefSeq and is a predicted model, not a curated record. The transcript has a single exon.